Molecule: messenger RNA, 498 nt
Organism: Trichoplax adhaerens
Lineage: Eukaryota; Metazoa; Placozoa; Uniplacotomia; Trichoplacea; Trichoplacidae
Exons: 2
Biological process (GO): nucleoside triphosphate biosynthetic process
Cellular component (GO): cytoplasm; cytosol
Molecular function (GO): AMP kinase activity; ATP binding
Source: RefSeq, a predicted model, not a curated record
UAUGAUAUAGGUGGACCUGGAUGCGGUAAAGGGACACAAUGCAAGAAUAUUGUAGAAAAAUAUGGAUUUGCUCAUCUUUCUAUAGGUGAUUUGUUACGUGCUGAAGUCAAGAGUGGUUCUAAACGAGGAGAGCAAUUAACUCAACUAAUGGAAAAGGGAGAACUUGUAUCAGAUGAUAUUGUACUGGAAUUGCUACGUGACGCGAUAUUUUCAAUAAAGAACGAAAAUGGUUACAUAAUUGAUGGAUACCCUAGGCAACUUAGUCAGGGAAUUCAAUUUGAUUCCGAUGUAACAGAGUGCCGAGCUAUGCUUUAUUUCGAAUGCUCUGAUGAUACCAUGAUUUCGAGAUUGUUAGAAAGAGCUAAAACAUCUGGUCGCGUAGAUGAUAACGAGGAAACCAUCAAAUUACGACUAAAAACUUUUCAUGAGUUGACACAGCCAGCCGUAGAACAUUAUCGUGAUAGUGGAAAAUUGAUGACUGUAAGUGCAGUAGGUUGA